Brassica oleracea var. oleracea is the source of this 1493-nucleotide messenger RNA. RefSeq names its product high mobility group B protein 6-like. The record is from RefSeq and is a predicted model, not a curated record. Lineage: Eukaryota; Viridiplantae; Streptophyta; Magnoliopsida; Brassicales; Brassicaceae. Bases 708 to 1004 code for a protein of 98 amino acids. The transcript has 9 exons.
UUUCUUUUGGUGUUGACACAUUAGACUUGUAAAGGCAGGAGAGAUAGAAAUGUCAAUAACUGAAAAACAUAAUCCAAUCAAAAUAUAAAGUGGAGAAUUUUAGAGCGAGAGAUCAGUUCAUCGUUCAAGAACGAUGCCUAAGAAAAUGUUGCGAAGUCGAGGAAGAUCUGUUGGAGAUGCAGACGAUGUUGUAGAAGAUGAGAUCUUGAAAGAUAAGACGGAGGAGUUGCUCAAGGACAAGAACGAUAUUCUGAGGAAGACGGAGGAGGAGCUCAGGACGGAGUUAAAGAAGAAUCAGAAGAUGAAGGAGUUCAAACCUAACAUGGUCAUUGCUAAGGAGACACGCGAAAGAGAGAGAGAGAGGCCAUGUUCUCAAACGGUUACGACGGGGAAUCAAUAAUGUUCUACGACAGUUGGUACCAGUGAGUUGUUCGAUUUGAAGGAGAUUCGGGGUGAUGACGACAACAUAUGGAUGAGUUCUUCUUUCUUUCCUUUUUAGCAGAGGAUUUCUUCUCGAGAGGGUGUUGGGAGAGGAGAGCUGCUUUUUGUGAACAAGAACGUUGUGGAGGUCGCAAAGAUGACAAGAGAAGAGUGGAAAAAGUUGUCAGAUAAACAAAAGGCACCAUACGAAAAGGGUGGCAAAGAAGAACAAGGAGACAUACCUGGAAGCAGUGGAUGAAUACAAAAGGACGAAGGAAGAAGAGACCAUGAGUCAAAACAAAGAAGAAGAGGAGCUCACGAAACUCCUCAUAAACAAGAAGCUCUCCAACUUCUUAAGAAGAAGGAUCAUCUUGCUGAAGAAGAAAGUGACCAAGAAGAAGAAGAACGAAAAUGUUGACACUAACAAACCCAAGCUAACCAAAGAUGCAAAGAAAGCUUUGACAGAAGAACAUCCUCCGACGAGCAACUCGACAAUCACUCCUCUAAUCUCAGUGAAAUUGAAGGGACAUAAGGUUAAGGCAUCUGUCAUUAUAUGCUUUACCUCUUCUGGAAGAGCAGGUUGAUUGGAGGGACUUUGUAAUAUCAAAAUUCUAGGGAGGAUUCUUUGUUUGUACCAUAGUCACAUAUAUGUACUGUUUAAGUUUAUUAACCCGUGUACUCUUAUCAAACAAGUCUUUUAGGAGUUUUAGUUCGAACUUUUUUUCAGAUUCUACCAUAUUAUGUGAAAAAUAUGAUGUUUUUCUGAAAAGGGCUAAAAAUGUGAUGUUGUUGCAGAGAGAAACAACAAGUGCCACGAACGAGUCAGUCCUCAAGCUUGCGUUUAGACCAUGGGAAGCAAGCGGGAGUGAUAAAGUUGCAUGAGAGACAAGUGGUGUGUCAGAAAGUUGGUGAUGCAUGUGGUCAAGAAUCAUAGAGCUAGAGGAUUGAUAAAAUGGGAGCUAUAAUCUUUUUCUUUCAAUCCAGUGCCGAAUGAGUAUAUUAAUUUGUUCUCACAGAUAUAUAAUUUCAUAAACAAGCUCAAAUGUUGCUAAAAUUACAUUUUGCUUUGUUAA